GGACCGUUUCAAGUUCCCCCCGGCUGAAACCUUGCCUGAUUUGUGGGCAAUGUUGGGGAUGUUAAAAAAAAAAAAAAGGAAACCGGAGCAAAGAGAGAGCGAGCGAGCGCGAGCGAGAGAGAGAGAGAGAGAGCGAGAGAGAGAGAACAGUAACUAGGUAGCUAUGGAGAUAGCAGGUUUUCCUGGUACCUUUCUUUGACAGGUGUCGAGUGGAAUAAAAUAAAGUAAAACAACAGCCUCCAAGAUGUACGGCAAAGGUAAAGGAGCUGUGGUCCCCUCCGACAGCCAAGCCAGAGAAAAGUUAGCGUUAUAUGUGUAUGAGUAUCUUCUACAUGUGGGAGCACAGAAAUCUGCACAGACCUUCCUGUCUGAGAUUCGAUGGGAGAAGAAUAUUACAUUAGGGGAGCCCCCUGGAUUCCUCCAUUCAUGGUGGUGUGUAUUCUGGGAUUUGUAUUGUGCAGCACCGGACCGAAGGGAGACGUGUGAACACUCCAGUGAGGCCAAGGCCUUCCAUGACUAUAGUGCAGCGGCAGCACCAAGCCCAGUGAUGGGCAACAUGCCCCCUAACGACGCCAUGCCGGGCGGUCCAAUGCCACCAGGCUUCUUCCAGGGACCUCCCGGCUCUCAACAGUCCCCCCACGCACAGCCCCCCCCUCACAACCCCAGCAACCCAAUGAUGGGACCCCAUGGUCAGCCAUUCAUGUCACCACGGUAUCCAGGAGGGCCACGCCCCUCGCUCCGAAUGCCAAAUCAGCCUCCUGGGGGAAUCCCUGGAUCUCAACCUCUCCUGCCAAACAGUUUGGAUCCGACAAGACCGCAAGGACAUCCGAACAUGGGUGGGCCAAUGAGAAUGAAUCCUCCUCGAGGAAUGGCCAUGGGACCACAGAAUUAUGGCGGCAUGAGGCCUCCUCCAAACUCGAUGGGUGGUCCUAUGCCGGGAAUGAACAUGGGUCCUGGAGGAAGAGGGCCUUGGCCGGGACCUAAUGCUAACUCUAUAGCCUACUCAUCCUCAUCUCCAGGAAACUAUGUGGGUCCCCCAGGCGGAGGAGGUCCACCUGGAACUCCCAUCAUGCCCAGCCCAGGUGACUCGACUAACUCCAGUGAAAAUAUCUAUACAAUGAUGAAUCCCAUUGGACCAGGAGGCAACAGACCCAAUUUCCCUAUGGCACCUGGGCCUGAUGGGCCAAUGGGAGCUAUGGGGGCCAUGGAGCCGCACCACAUGAACGGAUCACUAGGGUCUGGGGAUAUGGACGGGUUGCCAAAGAACUCCCCUAAUAACAUGGGGGGCAUGAACAACCCUCCUGGAACGCCGAGAGAUGAUGGCGAAAUGGGCGGAAACUUCUUGAACCCAUUCCAAAGCGAAAGUUAUUCACCCAACAUGACGAUGAGUGUGUGAUUCAAUUUUUUUUUUUCCUUUUUUUGUAUUUUGUUUACUUUCCCUCCUAUUUUUGGGGAUCCCCUCCACCUGAUUUACCCCCCCCCCCCCCCCCCCCAAAAAAAAAAUCCUCCACCUCUGACUGGACACUUUACUCCUCCCCUAUCCACUCACUGAUCCCAUACAGCAUAGGUGUCACUGAUUCCAGAGAGGGUGCAGGUUUGAUGAUGUCACCGACGGAAGCAUCACUCUGAGCAGAUGGGAUGAGUUUAUCGGUGAAAUCUUACCUAGUGGGUGUUUGCAAAGAAAGCCUGCACCCUCUUGGCCCUUUCUGGAUUCGCCUUUGACACCUAUGCCAUGCAGGAUCCGAUCCCCAUAACUCCCUUUGUUCCCCCCGUCACACACGGAAAUCUGCAGCCACGCACGCAGCCUUCCGGGAGUGCCCUUGAGCAUACUGGGACUCUAAUUAAGAGGGGCCCUCCUGGAGCACUGACGGUGGCACAUAUGGUAUGAAUAGGAAGCAGUCAUAGAGCAACAGGAAAAACGUCCUCUCUGACUCCGGCCCCGGCCUCUUGUCGCGGUCCAGACACUGAGCGAGGGGAGGAGGGAAGACGUGCAGAGGGAUGCAGUGCCCUCACCUGCGGACACAGUUUUGGAUCUCUUUGCAGCUUCUCUUCCAUGUGUUUGAACUUUUCAUUUUAUUGUCACCAAUGUUGAUGCGUCCCAUGGAUUCAGUGAAGGGUCGGACCUUGUUGCUCCCACACUGUUUGUUCUUCUGUGUGUACAUUUUUAAGAGAUGUGAUGAUCAGUGUACAAUUUUCCUUUUAUUGUUUAUUUUUUUGUGUAUGUAUUGUAUUGUAUCAUUGUUAUUUUUAUUAUUGUCCUAUUGUUGGUAAUGAUAAUGCUAUGAUCAUUUGAAGCUUAGUUACUUUUGUUUCUCUAUGGGCACAUUACUACAAUGAAGACAGCAGACAUGCACACAAAUCUCAACCUUAUUGCUGUGUGCUGAUUCACUUGCGGCUCCGUGUGAGCACGCUGCCCCCUGCAGGUCUUUGUGUAAGACUGCAUUAGUCAUGGUACUGCUCUGCCCUUUUCAUCUUCAUCAGAGUUUUAGCAAAUUUGUGUCACAUGUCAGAGAUCUAGAAAUUGUAACUCAUUGCUCAGUAACCCACUCCAAAGAAAAAGCAGUUCCUGUUUUUAAUGGCCUCCAUGCAGUGAAAUGCACAGCUCUAUUUAUUUAUGUACUUUAUUUUGUCUUUUGAACCAUUGUUACUUUUUAAUAAGUGUUGUCCCUGUUUUUGUUAAUGGCAGAACUAGUAGCAACAGUGUAAGUAUGCAGGUCCAGUUUAUCAAACACCAUUAAAUCCUCCUGUCGUAGCCUCAAGGUGCUGAUGUCAUUUCCAUCCCGCUCGUGACGCCACUUUGGUCUGAACUUUACUGACAUAUCCUUCACACACUGUGAUGUAUGUCUGCUGCUUUGAUGCAACGUUCCCUCACUGCCUGGCUGAAGGACUUCUGAUUGGUCAUUGUUUAUGGCGGGGGCGGGCGUGGCGGGAAGCAGAGAGAGCUGUUGCUCUGAGGACUGUAAUAAACUGUCCAGUCUUUUCCUUUUCUCACCUUUCCAUCAGCGCGCAGACACAAUCACACACUGCCCCAUCUGAUUUUGUUAGAAUUUCCAUCUUUUUAUUUUACUUUUUUUUUUUUUUUUUUUUGUAAAUACUGUAAAAUGCAUUUUGAUAUCAUUGACAUGUUUUGAUAUUUCAAGUCAUGACAGUUGGUCAGAAAUAUGAUGAUUUGGGUGACUAACAGGAACUGGAGCUGCUAUAGACUAUUUCACCUCAUCACAGGCGACGCGGAGCUUCGCUGCGUGCCAGAGCCAAAAGGUCGGGAGGUGCCACGUGUGUGGGCCCCUUCAGCUAACUCACGGUCUCUCUCAUACACACACACACAGAAACUGAAUAAAUAAACCUUCUCAAACAUAUUUGUUGUGCAAAGUCUACCCUCCUAUGCUUCUGUUCUUGGAAACCGUUCAGGUGAGGUAUACAGAAGGCCACAAAGCAAACAUUUUGUUAACUGUUUGCAAGAACAGAGAGAAGGAGGCCAGUAUUUCAAUAUGGAAUGCUGCUGCCAUCACUGCAUUUCAGUUCACAGCUGGUCACCGAAGCCAAAAGCAAGUUACAUGCAGGAUGCUGGCUCUCAGUCCAACUCCAGGGACCAGAGUACAGACUUUACUAUGAAGGAUUUUUUUUUUUAAAAUCUAUUUAAAAUAGGGUGGGGGAAAUGUUUGGGAAAAUAAAGAGUAAAAAAUAGACAGAUGUAUUAAUGGUAACUGGGGCAGAGAGAAUGAGGGAACAGGUGAACUCUUCCCUGAAAUACUGUUGUAUAAAAUUCAGUGCGACUUCUAUCUUUCUGUCCUGUAAGUAAAGCUGUCACACCGUUGAUCAUUUCUGUAUUUCUAUUGUGCUGAUGUAUAAUACUGUAACAUUCAGGGCUACAGUGAGGGUUGAAGGAAUGGGGGAGUUAAGAAUUUUAUGUUCAGUUCUCCCAUUUUCCUCUUAAUGACAAAGCAGUAUUGAAAAAUGAGGCAGUCUGUCUUUGGAGAGUUGCUUUGUAUCUCCUAUUAGGGUAGUUUGAGAUCCUAAAUGUCUUGUGUAGUAAAAUAAGAGGUUCCUUCUUUGUAUGUUCCUUUAUAUUGUAAAGUUUCUUUCGACAAAAUAAUGUUGCUUACUGGGGG
This is a messenger RNA of Thalassophryne amazonica, 4109 nucleotides long. RefSeq lists its product as uncharacterized. The transcript is spliced from 18 exons. Gene Ontology annotation, molecular function: single-stranded DNA binding; protein binding. Gene Ontology annotation, biological process: positive regulation of transcription by RNA polymerase II. The record is from RefSeq and is a predicted model, not a curated record. Gene Ontology annotation, cellular component: nucleus. The coding region runs from base 245 to 1396 and encodes 383 amino acids. NCBI's taxonomy places the organism in Eukaryota, Metazoa, Chordata, Actinopteri, Batrachoidiformes, Batrachoididae.